Molecule: messenger RNA, 2432 nt
Organism: Aspergillus homomorphus CBS 101889
Lineage: Eukaryota; Fungi; Ascomycota; Eurotiomycetes; Eurotiales; Aspergillaceae
Exons: 3
Coding region: 1-2073 (690 amino acids)
Source: RefSeq, a predicted model, not a curated record
AUGUCCCCGGAUGCGCCGCCCUGGCUCUGCCCUACCCGGCCAGCUCCAUGGCCAGCGAAGAACCCUGACUCCAUUCCUCAAUCGCUGUUCUCGACCUACGGACCUGUUCCGGGCCUAGUUGCUCGGUCUGGUUUCUGCUCUUCGUCCUUUAUCCUCCUCUGCCUACUGCUAUUCUCCUCAUCGCUGCUCUGUGCCUGCUCCCCGCUCGGCACGCAUGCUGCUUCGUCACCUACCAAUGCUCUUGACGGGACUACCGUGAUCGCUGUGUCUGAUUCAUCCUCAAUUACGCCUACUGCUCUCCUAAACGGGCAAGUGGUCACGCAUCCUUCUCCGGCAACUGCCAACCGAGACCUCGAGCAUCAGAUUCGCGAUCCAGACGAAGUCGGGUUGCUAGCCUUACCAGCCCAAUCGCAUUCGCGACCCGCCGAUUUAGCCGCCCCCGCGAGUGUCGGUCAACAGAUGGUGCGCGCAACGACUGCAGCGAUUUUGACUCUAUCCUCCUUGAUAGCCUACGUCGUGAUCAACAGUGUCGCUCGCGCUGUUCAUCCGUCGGCCUUCAUUUGGUACGAGGAGGAUCAGGACGAGCAUCGCUGGAUUUCGUCAUCUUCGUCCUGGUUAGACCGGAAAGCUUGCCGGUGGUUCGGCUUAUGUGGGACCGCCCACUUUCGCCUGGUGCGCCCCCGCUUCGGCCACCACAAGGCCAUCGCGGCGGCCGGCCAAGGGUCCGAGGACGAGGGUUUCUCCGCCUGGCGCGCCGCCCAAUUUAAUGAUUCCGCGCAUCCCGAAGCCGCCUGGGAUGAGGCCGAACGCUCCCGCCGCAAAAUUCCAGGCUACGUUUUCCAAUAUGCGCCGCUCGUUCAUCUGUUCUCCGAUGAGCAAUUUUGGCCCGGCGAUAUUGCCGAGCACUUGUAUCAUAUCACCCCUAUGCUCAAUUACACGCCUGUUCAAUCGUAUUUGGAUCAUCCCACACUACAUGACCUCGACCAAUUGAAUCAGUGGCAGGACGGGCACAAUGUGUUUCUCACCAGCAACGACAAUGUCGAGCAUCGACCCUCGUGGAUGGAAGGCGAUAAGAAUAUUCCGGAUGAACCUGAUAGUGAUCUGGAACCGUCAUGGCCUGACUGGGAUGGUCGGGUCGAUGGGCCCAUCCCGAAUGACACGCCUGAUGACCGAGCUCGGUGGUACGACUCAGCUCAUUCUUUACCGGAAGGAGAGAAGGUGAGUGAAGGCGACGACAGAACUGAGUGGUCGCCUGAGAAGCUUGGCUAUCUUCGUCCAGAAGAUCUACAAAAAGAUGAGAGUCUGCGGGAUGAGCUGCGCAAACGAUUCGGCGGCGAGCCUAUCCAUGUUGAAACUACGGGUGGGCGCAGCAAUGCGCCAGCCAUUCUGCUGGUGAUGGACAAAGGCAAUGGCAUUGUGGAUGCUUUCUGGUUCUUUUUUUACAGCUUUAAUCUUGGCAACGUGGUGUUGAACGUGCGGUUUGGCAACCAUGUCGGAGAUUGGGAACACUGUCUUGUGCGUUUUCACAACGGCCGGCCAAAGGCUCUCUUUUUCAGCGCACACUCAGCGGGAGAAGCAUACAGCUACGAAGCCGUCGAGAAGAUCGGCCAGCGGCCGGUUAUCUACUCCGCCCUUGGCACCCAUGCCAUGUAUGCCACUCCCGGCGUGCACGCCUAUAUUCUUCCUUGGGGCUUGCUACACGACCAAACCGAUCGUGGUCCCUUGUGGGAUCCGCUCCUGAACGUGCACACUUAUACGUAUGACUUUCCCAGCGACACUCUCCGGGCUUCCACUGUCAGCCCCUCGGCACCGAUUGAGUGGUUCUAUUUUAACGGGCACUGGGGCGACAAGUUCUACCCGCUAGGUGAUGAGCGUCAAUAUCGAUUUGCGGGUCAGUAUCACUAUGUAAACGGGCCUCUAGGUCCACGCUUCAAGCACCUUAACCGGCACAAAGUCUGCCAGCAAGCCGAUGACAGUCCCUGUGUGAUCAAGAAUUACAUUGGGGAACAUGCCCGUCCCCGUCGCUGGGCAACUGCGGACCCCGAAAACCCGGCUGAGCAUCGACGUAACUAAAGGCUGGUCUCGGGUGCCAGUAUCUAUCUCUUUUUCUUUGUUCCCAUGCUUAUUCUUACCUGCUAUCUCUGGUGGGAUUAUAUACCCUUGCAUUUAUUUUUUCUUCACAUGAUUGCAUUGAUGACUGGCGUUCUGUUCAGGUCUGGACUGGAAACCAACGAACCACGAGACGAUGAGAGACAUGAAGAUCAAGGAGUCAUUACUUAUUUACCCAUCUACAAUCAUCAUUUGCAACUCUACCUUCAUCCUGGCUGGGGACUGAGCGAUGAAGUCACGGCCUUUCUAUGUCAUUAUAUUCUAUCUUGCUGUCAUCGGGUAUAUAUUAUGUGUUAGUGGAUGAUGUGCCGAUGAAUAGAAGC